Molecule: messenger RNA, 2523 nt
Organism: Rosa rugosa (rugosa rose)
Lineage: Eukaryota; Viridiplantae; Streptophyta; Magnoliopsida; Rosales; Rosaceae
Product: beta-galactosidase 13-like
Exons: 1
Coding region: 1-2523 (840 amino acids)
Biological process (GO): carbohydrate metabolic process
Cellular component (GO): cell wall; vacuole
Molecular function (GO): beta-galactosidase activity; carbohydrate binding
Source: RefSeq, a predicted model, not a curated record
AUGACGAUACGAAGCUGUAGAGUCCUCUUGAUUGCUCUUGUUUCCAUGGUGAUCUCAGCCGGGGCGACGAUAGCCCAUUCCAAAGGCCAUGUAGGGAAUCAAACGCUUCAACAUGGGCCUGUGACAUACGAUGGCAGGUCACUGAUUAUCAACGGAAAGCGAGAGCUUCUGUUUUCGGGUUCAAUCCACUACACCCGAAGCACCCCAGAAAUGUGGCCUGAUCUUCUCCGAAAGGCCAAACAGGGCGGCUUGAAUGUGAUUCAGACCUAUGUGUUCUGGAACAUUCAUGAGCCUGUGCAAGGUCAGUGCAAUUUCAAAGGGAACUAUGAUUUGGUGAAGUUCAUAAAACUAGUUCAGAAGCAUGGAAUGUAUGUGACACUUAGAGUAGGGCCAUUCAUCCAAGCCGAAUGGAACCACGGAGGACUCCCAUAUUGGCUCAGAGAAGUCCCGAAUCUCCUAUUCCGUACUGACAACGCACCGUACAAGUACUACAUGAAGAAGUAUGUGACCAUGAUUGUGAAAAGGAUGAGGGAGGCGAAGCUAUUUAGUCCACAGGGAGGUCCCAUUAUAUUAGCACAAAUUGAAAACGAGUACAAUCAUAUCCAACUGGCGUAUAAAGAGAUGGGAUACAGUUACGUCCGAUGGGCAGCGAACAUGGCGGUGAAGCAGGACGCCGGAGUACCAUGGAUCAUGUGCAAGCAGAUGGACGCUCCGGAUCCGGUGAUCAAUACUUGUAACGGAAGGCAUUGUGGUGAUACUUUCCAAGGGCCUAAUAAGCCUAACAAGCCUGCUCUAUGGACCGAAAACUGGACUGCUCAAUACCGAGUAUUUGGUGACCCUCCUUCCCAGAGGCCAGUGGAAGACAUUGCAUUUUCGGUUGCUCGUUUUGUUUCGAAAAAUGGGGUUCUAACAAACUAUUACAUGUACCAUGGAGGGACUAAUUUUGGCAGAACAAGCGCCAUUUUCACGACGACUCGCUACUAUGACGAGGCUCCCGUUGACGAAUAUGGUCUGCCUAGAGACCCUAAAUGGAGUCACCUUAGGGACUUACACAAGGCUUUGAAACUAUGUAAGAAGCCUUUGCUUUGGGGAGUUUCUGGAGUCCAGAAGCUAGGCAAGGACACCGAGGCUCGUUUCUAUGAGUUGAAGGACAACUCUACAAUCUGUGCUGCCUUCUUGGCCAACAAUAACUCUAGAACUGAAGCAAUUGUUAAUUGGCGAGGUCAGGAAUACUACUUGCCGCCUCAUUCGAUUAGCAUUCUCCCCGAUUGCAGGACUGUCGUCUUCAAUACUCAAACAAUUGUGUCGCAACACAACGCGAGGAACUUUGUUAGAUCAAAGGUUGCCAAUAAUUUGAAAUGGAAGAAGUCUCAGGAACCAAUUCCAAGCAUCGUUCAAGUUCCUAUCAAUAGCAAGACACCUCUAGAGCUUUACAACUUGUUAAAAGAUGUUUCAGACUACGCAUGGUACACCACCACCCUUCGGUUGAGCAGGCGUGACUUGCCCAUGAAGGCAACUAUUAAACCAGUUCUACGAAUUGCAAAUCUCGGUCAUGCAAUGCUUGUGUUUGUUAAUGGCAAAUAUGUUGGUUCGGGACAUGGGAGCCACGACGAGAAGAGCUUCAUCUUCCAGAAAACGGUUAGCUUUACGGAGGGCGUCAACGAAAUAGGACUAUUUGCCAUGACAGUGGGGCUCCCAGACAGCGGAGCCUACAUGGAGCACAGGUACGCAGGGCCUCGAGAGAUUAUAGUUCUAGGGCUGAACACAGGAACCCUAGAUCUCUCACAAAAUGGGUGGGGACAUCAUAUUGGUCUGAACGGAGAAAAAGUAAAACUGUUCACCGAGGAGGGAUCCAAACAAGUUCAAUGGAGCAAUACAAAAGGAGCAGCUCAGGCACUAACAUGGUACAAGACAUAUUUUGAUGCUCCAGAAGGACGUGACCCGGUUGCAAUCCGAAUGACAGGCAUGGGAAAAGGAAUGAUUUGGGUAAAUGGCCAAAGUAUUGGUCGACACUGGAUGUCCUUCCUUUCUCCACUCGGGCAACCUACUCAAUCAGAAUACCAUAUCCCGAGAUCCUUCAUUAAACCUAAACAAAAUUUUCUUGUUGUAUUGGAAGAGGAGCCGAUGAAGCCUGAUGACAUUGAGAUCCUAACAGUCAACAGGGACACAAUCUGUAGCUUCAUUACUGAGUAUCAUCCACCAAACGUAAAGUCGUGGGAAAGAAAAAAUAGCCAUUUUCGACCAGUGUUGGAUGUUGUCAGAACUUCGACGGAGCUCAAGUGCCCGAACUACAAAAAGAUUGUUGCUGUUGAGUUUGCAAGCUUUGGUGAUCCAACUGGGGUAUGUGGAAGCUAUGUCUUGGGUAACUGCAACUCCCCUGUAUCCAAAGAGAUUGUAGAACAACAUUGCUUGGGAAAAUCUAGCUGCGUAGUCCCGAUUGACGACAAGCUUUUCUUUAAGAAAAAUGAUGCGUGCCCAGAUAUCAAGAAGACACUUGCUGCUCAAGUAAAGUGUGCUUAUUAG